Messenger RNA from Dioscorea cayenensis subsp. rotundata (Guinea yam), 1253 nucleotides. RefSeq names its product protein root UVB sensitive 3-like. The transcript has 6 exons. Lineage: Eukaryota; Viridiplantae; Streptophyta; Magnoliopsida; Dioscoreales; Dioscoreaceae. The record is from RefSeq and is a predicted model, not a curated record. Bases 1 to 1230 code for a protein of 409 amino acids.
AUGGCUCCCAUCUCGCUCAAGCGCCCCUCAACCCCAUCCCAAAACAUAACCCUCGCCGGUGCCUCCGAGGCCCGUAGCCUCGUACGAGAUGCCAUGCGCACCACCCUCGUCGCUCCUCUUGUUUCUCUGCCUUUAGCCAAGCAGAUCUCGCCGGCUGAGCUUCGGUUUGGCCCUGCUUUAGUUGGCUUCAUGGUGGAUGGCAUGGCUUCCAAGAUCCUUUGCUGUGAGGAAGUCGAUAGACGGAGAUGGAGCUAUAUGGCGGACGUGGAGCCGUCUGGGAGUCUUCGGACUGGAUCAUCCCUGAAGGCUGUUGCAAUUCAGAACCCAGUGGCUCCUAUUGAUGAACUGGUCUCUUUCAUAAGAUCUUAUGUAGUGCCUGAGGGCUUUCCAGAUAGUGUCACCCCUUCAUAUGUUCCAUACAUGAUGUGGAGGGCUUUGAAGCACUUUUUUGGUGGAGCAAUGGGUGUUUUCACAACACAAACACUUCUGAGUUCUGUUGGAGUAUCUAGAAACCAGGCAACUUCAGGUGCAGUUGCUAUUAACUGGAUUUUGAAGCUUCGCUUUGCGGGUGAUCUUUUAAUGGAGUUGGGUGCUGGUGUCGAAUUGGCAACUGCAGUUGUACCUCAUCUUUUCUUAACAUUGGCUUGUGCAGCCAACGUGGCAGAGAAUGUUGCUGCGGUGACAUCAACAUCAACACACACUCCUAUUUACAAGGCCUUUGCUAGAGGGGAGAACAUUGGUGAUGUCACUGCUAAGGGGGAGUCUGUUGGCAAUAUUGCUGAUCUGGAGAAAUUUGUCAAAGCUCGCCAAGACGUAUUGGCUCGAGAAGGCCAGGGGGUACAAAUUGAUGAUGUUACUCUAUGGUGGGACAUAUUCGGGGUUGCAAAAAAUCGAUGUUAUGCCAUGGGAAACCUUGUUGAGGAGAUAACUUCUGAUUAUUCUCAUUUGCAAUCGCAGCGGUCUACUUUGAGAACUCAACAAUCUAUUUCUUCUAUGUCUCCAGAGGUUAUGAGUAAGUUGGAGUUUUUAGAGAAAGCAUAUGAUGAGCAGAAAAAACAGAACCAGUACAUCAUUUCUCUAUUAGAAUCUCGAGGUAUUCAGGUAAACCUUGAGAUAACUCCUCGUACUUCCCAUGCUCCUGCCAGGACUAGAGAGUCUGCUUCCCAUGGCCCUCACACUUCAGAGGAUGUUGAACAGCCUCAGCCUGUCGAUGAUAUUGCAACAAAAUGAAUGUGGUGUUUUGGAUUAUUACA